AAAAGUGCUAAUCAAGGAUACUUGAGUUGCAGACGUCGUGAGCGGUGUUGAGGACCAGGUUGGGACCAGGUCUCCCGCUUGUCCGAGUCCCCACCGUGACCGAGCGUGUGUUUGGCCGCCUUCCAUAUUGGGCACUCGGCGUCAGACCCAUCGCACGGCCUGCACCGCCAGUCCACCGACCUCCACCUCCUCAGUCUUCGUAGGUACGUCGAACCGAUGUCGCGUGUAAAGCGAAGACUCACCUGAAUGACCAAAGAUCUCUACGCCUGCAAAGACGCUCCUUCUGCCGGCGUCGCGGAAGACAAACAAUAACAUACAGGACACGUCGACGGCAAGAACACGGCACAAAGCAUAUAGUUGACGAGUCGACCUAAUAUUCCCAACCACGAUGCUUAAUUUCGAGGACGUAGAGGAGCGCGACGGCGUGCGUCUGUCAUGGAACGUCUGGCCGUCGUCGAGGAUCGAAGCGACGCGCACAGUCGUACCCAUCUCUGCAUUGUACGUACCUCUCAAAGUGCGCGAAGAUCUGCCUCCCGUCUUGUACGAGCCGGUCACCUGCAAGCCACCAUGUCGCGCCGUGCUCAAUCCUUACUGCCAGAUUGAUAUUCGCGGGAAGCUGUGGAUCUGCCCCUUCUGCUUGCAGCGGAACGCUUUCCCUCCUCAUUACAAGGACAUCUCCAACACGAAUCUCCCUGCCGAGUUGCUACCAAAAUACACCACGAUCGAGUACACGCUUUCCCGGCCUGCUCAAGUCCCGCCUAUAUUCCUCUUCGUAGUGGACACCUGCUUUGAGGAGCCAGAAGAGCUGAAGGCACUCCGCGAUGCAAUCAUCGUUAGUUUGAGCUUGCUCCCGCCGUACGCGCUAGUCGGUCUGAUCACGUAUGGAACGAUGGCACAAGUACAUGAGCUCGGCUACGCUGAGUGCAACAAGUCAUACGUGUUCCGUGGAGGCAAAGAGUACACCCCGAAGCAGAUCCAGGACAUGCUCGGCCUGAGCUCGCAGAACAGGGCAGCCCCUCGCCCAGGGCAACCUAUGCAGGCCUUCGGCGCAGCGCGCUUCCUCCUUCCCGUCUCGCAGUGCGAGUUCCAGUUGACCGGCAUUUUGGAGAGCCUCGGCCAAGACCCAUGGCCGGUCGCCGCUGGAAAGCGGCCGCUGCGCUGCACUGGUGUUGCGGUCUCGGUUGCGGUGGGACUCUUGGAGACGUCCUUCCCGAACACCGGAGCGCGCAUGAUGGUGUUCUCGGGCGGAUCUGCUUCGGAGGGCCCAGGUAUGGUCGUGAACAACGAGCUGAAGGAGCCGAUUCGGUCGCACCACGAUAUUGACCGGGACAGCGCCAAGCACUACAAGCGAGCCGUGAAGUUCUACGAAGGUCUCGCCAAGCGGGCGUCCAACAACGGGCAUGUCAUCGACCUGUUCGCCGGCUGCCUGGACCAAGUCGGUCUGCUCGAGAUGAAGUCCUUGCCAAACUCUACGAACGGUGUAAUUGUGCUGUCAGACUCGUUCGCAACGUCGAUAUUCAAGCAGAGCUUCCUGCGCGUCUUCAAUAAGGACGAUGCCGGCAAUCUCGAGAUGGGCUUCAACGCGACGUUCGAUGUGUCCGGACUGAUUGGUCACGCGAUCUCAGCCGGGAAGAAGUCCGCAUGCGUCGGCGAGACGGAGAUCGGUAUCGGCCAGACCUCGGCGUGGAAGAUCAACUCCAUCACACCGCGCACUUCAGCAGGGGUCUACUUCGAGGUGGUCACGCCAGCUGGGCAGCCGCUGCAGCCAGGCUCGCGCGGUCUCAUCCAGUUCGUGACACACUACCAGCACUCGUCCGGCCAACUCCGUCUGCGGGUGACGACGAUCGCGCGGAACUUCGCAGAGGCGGGAUCGCCGAGCAUCGCGGCGUCGUUUGACCAGGAGGCGGCCGCGGUGCUUAUGGCGCGGAUCGCCGUGUUUAAGGCAGAGAUCGACGACUCGCCUGACGUGCUGAGGUGGCUAGACCGCAUGCUCAUCCGGCUGUGCCAGAAGUUCGCGGACUACAGGAAGGAGGACCCGACCACAUUCCGCCUGUCGGACAACUUCAGCAUCUACCCGCAGUUCAUGUUCCACCUCCGGCGAAGCCAGUUCUUGCAAGUGUUCAACAACAGUCCUGACGAGACUGCCUUCUACAGACAUAUCCUUAACGAGGAGGAUGUCAACAGCUCUCUCAUUAUGAUCCAGCCCACGCUCAUGUCGUACACGUUUGACACGCCUCCUCAACCCGUGCUGCUCGACAGCGUGUCCAUCAAGCCAGACGUCAUCCUCCUCCUCGACACCUUCUUCCACAUCCUCAUCUUCCACGGCGAGACGAUCGCGCAGUGGCGCAAGGCCGGCUACCAGGAACAAGAAGGCUAUGAAAACUUCAAGGAGCUGCUCGAGGCUCCCGUCGCUGAUGCCCAGGAACUCCUCGCGGACCGGUUCCCCAUCCCGCGGUACAUCGUCUGUGACCAGGGUGGCAGUCAGGCACGGUUCCUGCUGUCGAAGCUCAACCCCUCCACGACGCACAUGUCGACGAGUAUGUACGGCACGGCUGCGGGCGCUAGCGCUGGGCAGGCCAUCUUCACGGACGACGUUAGCUUGCAAGUGUUCAUGGAGCAUCUCAAGCGUUUGGCUGUGGGAGCGCAAACAAAUUGAGUGUCGGGGUAGUGGUGUAUUUAUGUUUUCUUGUGACGUCGAUACGAAAAGGAAUGAGUUUCUGUUUGUAUCUGAUGUCUGAGUUGACGAUUGAACCCAUGCGAGCGAUCAGCUGCCUGCGUUCCAACUCGAUCAUGAUCGGGGCGGCUUGAAUUCCUAGGCCGCUAGCGGGUGUACAUCGUUUACCUAUAGGCGUUGAGAGCGACAACCCGCAGCGGGACAAUGCAGACCACGAGUACCAUGCAGUUCGCCAGUCACUUCAUCAUGAGCUUGAACGUUUGAACCGUCGAGCGCCGAUUAUGGUUGUUCAAAGGUGUGUGCUGAUUUAUCCUCACGCUGCCCCGUUG
This is a messenger RNA of Fomitopsis serialis, 3003 nucleotides long. RefSeq lists its product as uncharacterized. Lineage: Eukaryota; Fungi; Basidiomycota; Agaricomycetes; Polyporales; Fomitopsidaceae. Gene Ontology annotation, biological process: COPII-coated vesicle budding; endoplasmic reticulum to Golgi vesicle-mediated transport; intracellular protein transport. Gene Ontology annotation, molecular function: zinc ion binding; GTPase activator activity. Gene Ontology annotation, cellular component: endoplasmic reticulum exit site; COPII vesicle coat. The record is from RefSeq and is a predicted model, not a curated record. The coding region runs from base 389 to 2656 and encodes 755 amino acids. The transcript has 11 exons.